AUGUCGCUCUCCCGACCGUCCAAUGCAUUCGAUGCUCUCGAGCCAGACGAGUCCUUCUUCGACAGGGAAAAGGCAAAGCUGAUAGAGGAGAUAUCAACGAAUUUCGAAGAGUUGAUGGGUCAUACGAAUGUGUUGAACAGGAAAUUGGAAGAAGUGUUUGGUGUAGGGAAGGAGUUCACUACCGUAGCUGCGUUGUGGGGUAAAUUCAGUGAUUUGAUCAAAGAACAGCAAACCGAACUCGCUCAAUCUGCAGAUAUCGGUGUUCCCGGAACAGGCUCGACUAACUUCGUUACCAAUCCCAAUAAGACCAAUCAGCCAGAGAAGCGAUAA
Molecule: messenger RNA, 330 nt
Organism: Kwoniella botswanensis
Lineage: Eukaryota; Fungi; Basidiomycota; Tremellomycetes; Tremellales; Cryptococcaceae
Exons: 4
Coding region: 1-330 (109 amino acids)
Cellular component (GO): mitotic spindle pole body; mitotic spindle; spindle microtubule
Molecular function (GO): microtubule plus-end binding
Source: RefSeq, a predicted model, not a curated record